Messenger RNA from Amoebophrya sp. A120, 428 nucleotides. The record is from the annotation of a GenBank genome assembly. Lineage: Eukaryota; Dinophyceae; Syndiniales; Amoebophryaceae.
AUGGACAGGAUUGUCGGUGCGGUUGAAAUAUCAAAUCCAAAAAUGUCUGGGUCUGGAAGACUGCAAGUUUGUCAUGCUUGUCUGGCAUGAUUCGAGAAUCUGUGUUGCAUAGGCACGAAGAGGCCCGCUUACCUGUCAUGCAACAACGCAGUUUGCCAUGGCAUGCGGAAUACGUAGAACAUGGGAGCCAAAAAAUUUGUCAUGCAUAGCUGCGUAUUGCAAUUGCAGUGCGUCUCCUAUUCACUUUUCGCAUGACAUGUUUCCAGACCCAGACAUUUUUGCAAUCCAUAUGAAAAUGGCGGUUCUUGCUCGUCCGGCGAGGACCCGCGAGCGCAGCUGCUCGAGAUGUGGUGCCGGGCUCCUGGCGAAGUUGGGGGGCUUCUUUUCGACGACAAAACGUGGGAAAACAAGGAUGAAGAGACGAGGUG